This is a messenger RNA of Lolium rigidum, 501 nucleotides long. Its product is annotated as zinc finger A20 and AN1 domain-containing stress-associated protein 10-like. The coding region runs from base 1 to 501 and encodes 166 amino acids. Lineage: Eukaryota; Viridiplantae; Streptophyta; Magnoliopsida; Poales; Poaceae. The record is from RefSeq and is a predicted model, not a curated record. The transcript has a single exon. Gene Ontology annotation, molecular function: zinc ion binding; DNA binding.
AUGGCGGAGACGCAGCAGGCGGACGGUGCUCCGGCUUCGGACGGCCGCGCGACGGUCCUGUGCGCCAACGACUGCGGCUUCUUCGGCAGCGCGGCGACCGGCAACCUCUGCUCCAAGUGCUACAAGGAGCAGCAGCAGAUCGGCGUCGCUGCCGUCGGUGGCGCGCCCCCGGUGGACAGCGUCGUGUCCAGCUUCGCGUUGCUGCGGAUCAAGCAGCAGACAGGCGGACAGCGUGCUGCUGCUGCCGUCGGAGUCGGAGGCGAGGUGCUAGUGCAGGCCGGGAAGGAGGUGGUUCCGACGACCGCUACCAAGAACCGGUGCGAGACGUGCCGGAAGAAGGUGGGGCUGCUCGGGUUCGCGUGCCGCUGCGGCGGCACCUACUGCGGCAUGCACCGUCACGCCGGCGCACACGCCUGCGAGAUCGACUACAAGGCGGCCGGCCGCGAGCAGAUCGCGCGUCAAAAUCCCCUCGUUGUAGCAUCCAAGCUCGACAGGAUUUGA